Messenger RNA from Rotaria sp. Silwood2, 9039 nucleotides. The record is from the annotation of a GenBank genome assembly. NCBI's taxonomy places the organism in Eukaryota, Metazoa, Rotifera, Eurotatoria, Philodinida, Philodinidae.
AUGAUCAUCAGCCUUAAAUUUUAUGAAUCGGUACAAAAAUCGAAAAGUGUAAUAGAAAGCUCCAAUCAUCAACAUACGUUACAAUUACCAGUGAAAAUACCAGAAACAAAAGAACCAUUUGAUAUAUCCACAAGACAGAGUAGAUACAAUGAAUCUAAAAUAGAAAUAGAAACUUCAAAAGAAAUCAUUCAAUCACAUAUAACUACGGUAGACAAUUCAUCGAUAUCUAAAUCAUACGAAGAUUUGAAAAAACAGUUACAAAAUUGUUUCGAUGAAUUUGAUAUCAGUAAUGACGACGAAUUAAAAACUCGAAUCGAGGAAAAGAAAAAACGAAUAGAAGAUUUAACAAAGCAAGGAAAGCAUGACAAUGCACGAAAACGAGAAAAAUCAUUAACAAAAUUAGAGGAAGUUCAAUCAUUAAUGAAUAGAAUUAAAGAGCUCGAAACUUUUGAACUAAACGAUGAUUUUCAAACAUUAAAAAAACAGUUAGAUACUGCUUUCGUUGAACGUGAUAUUGAUAAUGAAGAACAUUUAAAAGAGUUAAUCAUCAAAAAGAAAAAAAGAAUAGAAGCAUUAGAAAAUGAAAGAAAGUAUGAUAUUGCGCAUUUGCGUAAAAAUUCUCUAUCAGAAUUAGAGAAUAUUCAAUUGCUAAUCGAUAAAAUUAAUUCUAUGAAAUCAUCCCUUACACAGAUUGAAUCUGAAAUGUCACAGAAAUUUGUACAUGAUAUUGAUUCAAAUGAAAAUGUAAUGAAUAGUUUCGAUCAGGAGGAGUUUUCAAUUACAAAUGAAAGUCUAUGUAAUAUGUACCAAGAUUUUUGCUCACUACCACCAUGUUCUGAGCGAUCCGUUAUCUGUUUAUUAUAUUAUAUUUCUCUUCACUUAAUCAACAACAAAAUCACUCUAGAUCCAAGUAUCGUACUACCUGAUAACAUAGAAAUAGAAAUAGAUAGAGAACUUGAAAUUUUGCAAGAUCGAUUAAAAUUAGAAGAAUCAUCAUCUUCAGAGAUUCGAAAUUCAAUCAAAGAACUUUCGAUAUAUAUAAAAAAUAAGCAUUGGAAGAAUUGUAUAAGUUUAUUAAGAAAAAUUUUCCAAGAAAUUAGUCCAUUAAAUAUUCAUGAUUUAUUUCGAUUAAUAGAAAAAGUUGAUGAUGCAGCAGAAUUAAUAAAAAAUAAAGAUAUUAUUUUUCUUCUUGGUGGUACUGGAUCAGGUAAAUCAACAACAAUUCAUUUUCUUGCUGGAUCGAAAAUGAUUGCAACAACAAUAGGAGGACUAAAUCAUAUUGCUGCUACAGAUAUAAAAAAUCCAGAUCUAAGAAAUGUAACCACUUCACCUUUUGCUAAAUCUGAAACUCGUUGCAUCAGACCUGUAACUAUAAACUUUGAUGAUGUUGGCGCAUAUCAUAAUGGUAGUAUUAUUUUGUGUGAUACUCCAGGAUUUGAAGAUACCAAUGGACCUGAAGUAGAUAUUGCAAAUGGAAUAAGUAUUGUUAAAGCAAUAAGACGAUGUAGAAGUGUAAAACCAGUUGUCUUAAUUAGUUAUAAAAGUAUAGGUGAUAGAUUUGAAGGUUUAAAAAAUCUCACACAUCUAUUAGCGGGUUUAAUACCAAGUAUUAACGAUCAAAUUACGGCUUUUUCUUAUAUAUUUACAAAGUAUCCCGAAAACGAAAGACAUACAAUACAUGCAUCAUUAGAAAACAUCAAAAAAACGAUGACUGAUCAAGAAAAAUUCGACACUAGUUUUAUGAAUUUAUUUCGGGAUAUGCUACAGAAAACAAAAAGACAUACUCUAGUGUUAGAUCCAAUACAAGAUGAACCCGGAGAUCUCCUUGAUGAACUCGUCAAUUCAGCUGUUAUUCAGUAUCCAGAAGAAGUUUUUCAAUUCUCGAUUACAGAUAAGUCUAAGGCUAUUGUACAUGAACAAGUAAGAAACUAUCAAUUAAGCAUUAUAUCAGCAGUUAAACGUUCCGAAUAUUCAUUGAUAAAAUAUCAACUUGAUCAAUUGAAACGUUUAAAGGAUCUACUUAAUCAAGAAUACAUUGAACAGAUCUACACUGAUUGUAUUCAACAUCUAAGUAGACAUCUUUUAGAAGAAUAUCAAGAGGGUACUUCAAUAUUAAAUCGAUGCCUAAUGCAUCAAACAGUUUUGACUGAUGAUGAUAUUAAACAAUAUCAAGUAUACUUCGAUCAUGCGAAUUUUGCAGAAAAACUAAGGAAUGAACAUUUAAACAAUGAAGGCGUUCAUAGUAGCGCGUUUAUUCAAUAUUUAAAUCAACAACUAGACCAGAUAGAUGUAGAUCUAAGAGAAAAAGAGAUUGAUGAUUCAUCAGUAAAAGUAAGUUUAGAUAAAAUAAAACUUCUUAAAAAAUAUUUUCCUGAUAUUAGUAAUACAUAUGAAAGGAUUUGUCAGUCGUUUGCUGAAAAAAUCGAAUUCAAAGUUAAUUCUUUCGAAAAUUCUGUCUUAAAUAAUCAAUUUACAGAGAGUGCUGCUAUCAUGAAAAGCUUAUCUGAUACAUUAAAUAUUUUACAUGAUCAUUUAGAUCAUCAAAAUAUCGAAACUAAAUAUUUAAGAUUGAAAGAAUAUUUUAUAAAUUAUUUAAAUAAUUCUGCCAAAGAAUUAGAUCAUAUUUUUAAACAAACGAAACUUGAAAAAACUGACAUAGAUAAAAUAAAUAAUUGUUUAAGUAUGCUAGAAACAGCUUUAAAAACAUUGAAUCUUGAAGUACACAUUUCAAACCAAUAUAUAAAUCAAAUUUAUCAAAAUUUUUCAUCAAAAAUUUUAAAAUAUUUUGAAAAUAUUAUUCAAGAAAUCAAGACAGAAUUUAAGAAGCAAAAUGCAUUUCAGAAUUUAGAAAAUCUCAUCCAACAAUUAGAUUUGAUUAGAACGAUUUCUAGUAUUGCACUUGAAACAAGUCAAGUCUAUUAUGCUACUUUAGAAGAAUUAUUUGGAUAUAUAUAUCAAUCAAGACGAGAUGCUGAAGAACUUUUAAGACUUUUAUUUCAAGGUGGAGAAACAGUUGAUUAUGAGAAACUUAUAAAAUGUCUAUCAAAUUUAAAAAAUGCUACUUGGAUAGAGAAAUAUCGACCUGGACUUUAUUCAGAUGUAAUAAAUAAUGUUGAACAACAAAUUAUUCAACAUGUAGAAAAAUUAAAAAAGUCUAUCAUUAAAAUCAAUUUAGAUCUUGAUCAUUCUCAUAAUAUUAAACAUGUUUCUAAGAUAUUAUAUGACAUCAAUGAAAUGAAAUAUUUAGAAAAUUUUAUUUCAACUGUAAAUGAGCAUAUAGAAGAAGCUAAUUCUUGGUUUCAAACAACAACAAACAAUGUUUUUGAUAUUAUUAAAAAUACAUUUAGUUUAGAGAAAUGGAAAGAACAAGAAUAUAAAACAUUAGAUUUUAUUAAAGCUGAAAAAGCAUUUUAUUACUUAGAUAGUUGUAAAGAUGGACCUGUUCUAAUUAAAAGAGAUUGUAUAUCUGUACUUAAUAAUUUAGAAGGUUUUAUAAGAGAUUUUAGUGAUUUAGUUCAAAAAGAAAUGGAAACUUGUUUUGAAACAAUUAAAAAAUCUCAAAACACAAAUACCAACGAUAUUUUAGAUAAAGUUCGCAUACUAUCCUCUCGUCUACAAGAAAUAUCUGAUAUAGAAAAAGCAUGUCCUCGUGUUUUCUCUCAUUUUUCUAAGAAAACUAUAGUUAAAGAUUGGCAAACUGAAUUAUCAAGUUAUUGUUUUGAAUUAUCAGGUGAAAUGGCAAGAUUAAGCGUUACGCAACGAGCUGAAGCUCUCAAUAUUAGACUAUUGACAGCAAAAGCAUUUAGUAAAUUAGAUAAGUUUUUAGAAGGUGAAAAAUAUAUUGAUAUUUAUAAUAAAUAUCAAAAUAUAUUUUUUACACAAAGUAAUGAUAUUGGUCAACAAAUUAUAGAUGCUAUUAAAAAUUUUGAUUAUGAAAGUGUUGCAGUUAGAAUGAUGACUUUACAAUCAUCAAAUGAAGUAGGAAAACAUUUUUAUGCAGAAGCUAAACGACCAUUAAAUGCCGGUUUAAAUCAACUAAUGGAAGGAACUGAGGAUCAAGUAAUUAUGCUUGGAAAUAAUAUAGCAAUAGAAGAUAUAAGAUUAAUUGUAGAGAAUUUAAAACGAAUGGAAAGAGCAAAACAAUUUAUAGAAAAACAUUUAGAUGCACCAAAUAAAAUAGAUGACUGUGUAAGAAAUGUUAAAGCAAUAAUUGAAGAACGAAUAAAACGUUAUCUAGCGGGAGUUAAAGCUCUCAUAGAUAAUCAUAAUUUUUAUGAAGCAGAUAGAAAAAUUGAAUCAAUUACAUUAGUACGUAAUUUAUUAGGAAAAUAUUGUACAAAAGAAAUUUCUGAUCAGAUUGAAAAUUUAAAUGAAUAUCAAAAUACAGUUGUAUUAACAAAUGUUGUUGAUAAAUACUCUGAAAUGGAUAUUAGUGGUUAUACAUUAAAUCCACCAACAGAUAUUUUUGAAAGAUUUGGACAAGUUAAUCAAACUAAUCCAGUAUAUAAUCAGGCAUUAAAUCAAAUAAAAGAAAAAAUACUUGUUAAAUUUCGAGAAGAAUUAGAUAAAGCUAAAUCAAAACAACCACCAGAUUCAGAAAAUAUACAUAUUAGAAAAUUUGAAUCUGCAGUUAAAUAUUUACCAGAUGCAAUGAGAAAUGCACUUGAAGUUGAAUUAAGACAUUGUAAAGAAGAUAUUGUUCAACUUAUUCAAGAUAAUGAAAAUAAAUUAAAUAAUGCAUUUAGUAGUGGUGAUGUACGAAAUAUUAAAAGUAUUCUUUUAGAAUAUGAAAAAUCACAAGAAUUACAAUCUUUUGCUAAUAGAGUUAAAGCACUUGUUUUAAAACAAAUACAAGAAAUUGUUUUGAAAAUAAAUGAAAAUUUUGAACACUAUGAAAUUCGAGAGGCAUUUACACAUGUUAAAAAAUUAUAUAUUUAUAAAAUAGAAUUAGAAGAAGUUAUGAUCGAUAUUAAUCGACCAUAUUCAGAAGUACGAUUACGUAUAAUAAAAAUAUUUGAAGAUGCAUAUCUAUUUUUUACAAAUCGAUUUUUAAAUUCUCAUAUGUCUAUGAGUGAAAAUGAAGGUGUUUUAGCAAUCGAGAAAAGUUUUAUUUGUUUGACAGAAUUUAUUAAAUUUCAAGAUGAUCAUAAAAAUCAACAAAUUUUAAUUUAUAUCCUUCCGGAUGAUUUUAGUGAUAAAAUUAACACAUUGAUAACAAAAAUUCAAGAUUAUUCAAAUGAACAUGAAACAAAAUAUAAACAUGCCUUAGAAAAAAUCGACACUGAUUCUCUUUUAAAUAUUUUGAAAAUAAUGCUUAUUUGGAGUUCUUUAUUAACAAAAAUAAAAGUUUAUUAUGACAUGUAUAAUAAUAGAGAUACAUCUAUGGAAAUUAUGAUGACAAGCUUACAACAGCUUACUCAUCAUUCUCAAAUAUUACAAUCAAUAUCUCGAAGAAUUGAAGAUUUAAAAAAUGAACUUUUAAAUCAAGAACUUCUUAAUCAUGAUACAAGAGAAUUUAGUACAAUACGUGACGAAUUUUAUCGAAAACUAAAUGAAAAAUUGAUCAUUUUGAGUCGAACUAAAGCUUUUAGUCAAUUUAAUAUACAAAUUGAUAUAGAUAGGAUUGAAAAAGAUUGUCUAGAAUCAUUAGAAUCUAAAAUUAGAACACUAUGUUCUAAUUCUGAAAAAAUUUUAAGUAAAAUUUCACAAGAUAAUAUAUUAACAAGAGUAGAAUACGAUAAUAUUAAUUUAUACUAUUGUAACUUAAUAUCCAUUCGACAAGAAAUCAAAGUUAUACAUUUAGACAUUCAGUUAAGCAUUGAAAAAAUUGAAGGAAUUGUUUUUGAUAAAAUUCAUACAUGGGAAGCUUUGAUUGAAAGUGAUCCAAGACUUCAGAAUGUUGUUACAAAUUUGAAAAAUAUUAAACGUAUUGCAAAUAAUAUUUCCUCAUUUAGAAUUAAAGUAAAUGAAAGAAUAGAUGAAGUGCUUAAGAAUUAUAAAAGUAAACAAGAUGCUAAAGCUUUAGCUAAAUUAGGUACAGUUUUAAAUCAAGAUAAAGAUGGUCUUGGUCAAAGUAUUAUUUCAGAACAUAGAUUAUUUCAGGGUUUUUCAUUAUCUUUAUUUAAUGAAAAAACUCGAAGACACGGUAUUGAAUAUGUACUAGAUAACUUAAAAGGUGAUCAUGUUGACAAAGUAAAAUUACGUAGACGAUAUGAUGAAUUUCAUAAUAUCUAUGAGAAAGUUGUCAAAGAAAAUCUUAGUCCAGAUAUGAAACUUGAUAAAUUAAUUUCCGAUACUAAAUUAAUCACAGGAAAUAUGAGAGAAAACUCAGAGACCAUUACAUGGAAUGCACAUGUAAGAGGUCAAAUUCCAAAACUAGCUGCACAUAUUUUUGCUCUUUGGACACUUUCAAAAGCCGAACAUUAUUUUGAAGCUGAAGGUUUAGAUGAUAGAAAUAAUUAUCUUAUUCAACCACAUGCAGCUCAAAUAAUAUCUAUAUUUCGUCUACUAGGCAUUGGUGAUGAUAAUGAAGAAUUGAUGAAUAAUUUAGUACAAAUAGGAACUGGUGAAGGAAAAUCUAUAACAUUAGGAGCCACAGCUGUUAUACUUGCACUAAUAGGUUUUGAUGUACAUUGUGCAUGUUUUAGUAAAUAUUUAAGUCAAAGAGAUUACUUAGCAUUUUUGCCUUUAUUUGAUUCACUAGAAGUACUUCAUUAUAUACAUUAUGGUACUUUCAAUAAACUCUGUGAAGAUAUGAUUAAUGAAAAUGGUGAUAUUCGUCACAUAGUAGAAAAGUUAAUUUCUAAUACUACCAAUGAUGAUAAAAAAAUUAGUCGAAAAAAUAAACGACCUAAAAUAUUACUUAUUGAUGAAGUUGAUGUUUUCUUUAGUCGAGAAUUCUAUGGUAAUUUAUAUACACCAUCAGCUAGUUUGAAAGAUCCUACUAUUACAUCUUUAGUUAAUUUUAUUUGGACUCAUAGAAAAUCAAAUUUAAACUUGAAAAAAAUUCAAAUUACACCUGAAUAUCAGGCUUGUAAUCAAAAAUUUCCGUAUUGGAUAUUAUUGAUCGAUGAAGCUAUCAAAGAUAUGCUUGCCGAUGUUCAUAGUUUUGAAUCUCAUGAUUAUGUUGUUAAAAAUGAUAAAAUUGGAUAUAUAGAACAAGAUAAUAUUGUAUAUAAUGUUGUUUUUGGAUAUAAAACUUUAUUUGCAUAUCAUUGUGAACAUGAGAAAGGUAAUAUCAGUAAAGAAAGUUUAGAUGAAAAUAUAAGUAUAAGAAUUAAUUGUGGUAGUUUUUCGUAUGCUGAAGUACCACUUCAAUUUAAAUAUAUUAUGGGUGUUACAGGUACAUUAGAAACUCUAAGUGAUCCUGAGAGAAAAGUGAUAAAAAAUGAUUAUAAAAUCAUCAAAAAUACGUAUGUUCCAUCUGUUUUUGGACAAAAUAACCUUCGAUUUAUAGAAAAAGAUGACAUUAUAAUUGAGAAUAUUAAUGAUUAUUUUAAUAGAAUAAAAAGAGAAAUUGAUGAUAGAAUAAUAGGAAGAAAUUCCGAAAAACGUGCUAUUUUAGUAGUUUUUGAAUCAAAAGCAAAAUUAAUGCAAUUUUAUGAAUCACCAGCUCUAGAAUCAAUUAAAGAAUCCGUUGUCUAUCUAACAGAAGAUACAUUAUUACAAGAAAAAGAAAACAUCAUUAAUCGUGCGACUGUAUCAGGUCAAAUUACUUUAUUUACGAGAACGUUUGGUCGAGGAACUGAUUUUAUAUGUCAUGAUCAAAUUGUUGCCACCAAUGGUGGUACACAUGUUAUUCAAACAUUUCUUUCAGAAGAAUUUUCUGAAGAAAAACAAAUUAAAGGUAGAACUGCUAGACAAGGUGAUCAAGGAUCUUAUAGUAUGAUUUUACUUGAUCGUGAUUUAGAAAAAUUUCAUAUAGAAAAAUCACAUAUUGACGAUAUUUUAAAAGGAAAAGGAUUUAUAGCUCGUAUUGCUGAUACUGUCACCGAUACUCUUAAACUUACAAAAACCUAUGAUACACUCUAUCCUUUUCUUCAUGAUAAACGUACUGAAUUAUUUAAAACUCAAUAUGAAGCGAAUAUAAAAUAUGUUGAACAAGCAAAAGAAAAACAUUUAAUUUCACAAGAGUUUUUAUUUCAUCUUCAUUCUGGAGAUAUUGAUUCGGUUAGAAAAUUUUUAAUUGAAGAAAAUAGAGGAGCAGCAAGUACAUCACAAUCACGAACUGUUUGUCUUAUGGAUGCAACAGGUUCUAUGUUUCAUUUAUUACAUAAAUGUAAAAAUACAGUAGAUAUUAUGUUUGAACGUGCAUCAGAAAUUUUAAAAGAUCAUAGUAUGAAUCCUGAUUCAUUUCAAAUUCAAUUUGUUGUCUAUAGAAAUUAUAAUAGUUUUCAAAAUAAACUUCUUCAAAGUUCUCCUUGGGAAACAAAACCACACAAUUUACGUGCUUUUAUGAAUACAAUUGAUGUUGAAGGAGGUUGGAAUAAUGAAGCUAUUGAAAUUGGUUUAUGGCAUGCUAAUAAAGAACAUGAAAGAGAACAUAUAACUCAAGUUAUUUUAAUUGGUGACGCACCUCCAAAUACUCAAGAAGAUGUUCAGAUGAAGAGAAAUGUUUUUGGACAGAAAUAUUGGAAAAAAACGAAAUUUUCUGAAGCAACUUAUUAUGAAAAAGAAUUAGAAAAAUUAGUAGAAAAUAGUAUUCCAGUACAUGCUUUUUAUGUAGAAAUGCGUGCAGAAGAAAAGUUUCAACUGAUUGCUAAUCGAACGCACGGACGAUGUGAAAUGUUAGAUAUAAAUUCUAGUUUAGGAUCAGAUAUGUUAACAGAUUUAGUAACUGAAGAAAUUUUAAACAAUAUCGGAGGACAACAUAAAGGAAAGGAUCUUGUUACAGCAUAUAGAAAAAAAUUCCCAAAAAGCUAUACUAGUGCUUCUGCAGAAUCUAUUAUCACAACGGAUAAUAACUCAUUAUCUAGAAAUUUAUAUAAUUCACCUAUAGCAAAAGCUACAGGUGCUUUAUUUCGAAUGAGUAAAAAGUAA